GCCCGUGCGCGCCCACUGCUGCAGUUCGUAGAGGCGGCGGCGGUGGCGGCUGCGGGCAACGCGCGGGGCGCGGGACGCGGGGCGGAUAGCCGUCGGGGCCGGGGCGGCUGGCAGUGGGCACAGGCUCCCCGGUGCCCGCCCCUCCGCCGGGAGGGGGGCGCGAGCGGGCGGCCGGGGAGGGGCCGGCACCUCCACGGCAAAAUGAGCCUGCUGUCUGCCAUCGACACGAGCGCCGCCUCGGUGUACCAGCCAGCCCAGCUACUCAACUGGGUCUACCUGUCGCUUCAGGACACACACCAGGCUAGUGCCUUCGAUGCCUUCCGGCCCGAGCCGCCCGCCGGCGCCGCGCCCCCGGAGCUGGCCUUCGGCAAGGGCCGCCCGGAGCAGCUGGGUUCUCCCCUGCACUCCAGCUAUCUUAACAGCGUCUUCCAGCUGCAGCGCGGAGAGGCACUGAGCAGCAGUGUGUACAGGAACGCUUCACCCUAUGGCUCCCUCAACAACAUCGCAGAUGGCCUCAGCUCCCUCACCGAGCAUUUCUCAGACCUGACGCUCACCUCUGAGGCCCGCAAGCCCAGCAAGCGGCCUCCUCCGAACUACCUGUGCCACCUGUGUUUCAACAAAGGACACUACAUUAAGGAUUGCCCUCAGGCACGCCCCAAAGGCGAGGGUCUGACGCCGUACCAAGGCAAGAAGCGCUGCUUUGGCGAGUACAAGUGCCCCAAAUGCAAGAGAAAAUGGAUGAGCGGGAACUCCUGGGCCAACAUGGGGCAGGAGUGCAUCAAGUGCCACAUCAACGUGUACCCGCACAAGCAGAGGCCCCUGGAGAAACCUGACGGCCUGGACGUGUCUGACCAGAGCAAGGAGCACCCGCAGCACCUCUGUGAGAAGUGCAAGGUCCUGGGCUACUACUGUCGUCGCGUGCAGUGACCUUGGCCACCACUGUAGCACCUCUCGGCUGCCACUUCCCUGUGUUGCCCAAAGGGCUGGAUGUCCCCAUACUUGAGGAGACAUCACAGGCCUAUGGGACAGAGGAGGCUUGUGUCCUUGUCUCACACACUGACAGAGUAGCUGACAUGCUCCCAACAGGGUGCAGAGACAGGAGGCUCAGGGACUCUUCACCAUAGGCCUGGGCUCUGUUAGAAGGACAGAGGCCAGCAGAGGUCUUGAUGUUCCUGCGCGCUCUCUUCCUGUGUCUUUGGGGCUGAGCGACCUUGUACACUAAGUGAACUGUGAAUCCUGAGGCCUGUGGGAAGCUCUCCCUCCAAGACCAGCCAGGCCCUAUCCCACCCAGCACCUUGCAGCUUCCCUCGUAUGAAAAAACCACUUUAGGAAGUCCCAUGCCAGUCCUGGACUGUAGUUAUGAUGGGCAGUCACUUGUUCUCACAGCUACUGAGGAGUGGCCCUCUGUCCCUGCCCACACUCACCCCCUAAUCUGACCAGCCCUGACAUCACUGCAUUGCGCCUGGUAGCUAAACACAGCCUCCCUCUGCCAAUGAGACAGGUAGGCAGUGAGGCAGGGCAACACUGAACAGUGUGCCAAGACAUUUAGGGACACCAGGCAUCACCACUUCCCGUGACCUCCCCUAGACUGUCCCGUAGGCUUGGGUUCUGUCAGCUGCUCUCUGUCUCUUCACCCUUAGCUUCCCACCCAUGUCCGGGAUGCCACCCCACAGAAGCCUUAAGGCUGUUCUGGCCUGAAGGAUGCAGGCCCUGGCAUUCUGGAGCCGCUUUCUGCCACUUGGGACAAGGACAUCUCAUCUCCAGCGUUAGUUUCCCCAUUAGUUAAGUGACAAAGUGUCACCAGAAAGCAAGAGGUCCCAGUGAUCUCUGACGUUCUAGAAGAGAGCUGGCUGACUCUGGAACACAGAGUGUCACUGAGGAUGGAGGUAGGGGGUGGGGGAGAUUUGUCUCUAGACAUCCAGGUGCCCUGCCCCCAACCUCUGUCCUGAUAGACACUUAGGAUGCGAGGCUGAGUGAUGUCAGGUCCUCUCCUGUAGCCCUUCUCACCUGAUGCUCCCAUCCCCCCCUCCUCCCCUUUCUCUUCAGCCCCUCACACUGGGCAAGCCUAUAAUGAGCCACAGAACCUCUCCUUUGGAAACCGGGGAUAGAGAUUUCCCACUUCCUAAGGAGGCAGUGAGAUUUCCUGGCAUGUCACAUGGUCCCAGGGUGGUGGUUGUCCUGGCCAGGGUCAGCGGUGCGCCCCCUACCCUGUGACAAGCCACACCUCUCCUGUCUCUCUCCUCUUCCCCAGCUGCCAGCCCUGAGUUGCUUGAUUUUGCCCCAUACUAUGCUUCUAUGGAGAGAGAGAGAGAGAGAGAGAGAGAGAGAGAGAGAGAGAGAGAGAGAGAGAGAGAGAGAGAUAUCAGACCAUGAAAUAGGCCUGAAAUUCAGUGUUUACAUAUGGUGCCCAGUUGCCCUUUGUUUUCAAAUGAAAAUGUUUUGUGCGACCGAGGAGUCAUGUGAAGUGUUAAGCAGGGGUCCAGGGGGUAAGAGGAAGAGAUGGUUGUGUGUCUGCAGCAGCUAGCUGCAGGGUGGAUUUUGGGAGAACAUACCCUCUGAGCACUUAACAAAGGUAAUAUCUUUGGUGGCCCAGAUUAUAAGCUGCCACCCUGCUGCCCUCGAAUGGCGGCAUGCUGGGCUACAGAUGGUGAGCGCCCAGCACCAAGGAUUCUCCAGGCUUGCUACUGUACCAGGGCUGCCCCCUACCAAGCUUCCUGCAGCUAGGAAAGGGCUUUUUCUGUUAGGCAUCCCACCGGGGCUCUAAAGAGUGUUCGCAGCAACAGAGACAGUGUACCUGGGUCCCAAAUGAGGACAAGUUGGGAAUAGGUAAACUGAGUCAAAGAUGUAAAUGACAGAUGCAAAAGAUGCUAGCGACAGUCUUCAGAAAGCCAGGUCCAGUAGAAGGUGAGCUAUUAGCUCACUAGACCGAUGUCCUGCAUAGCCACGCCCCGCUCACCCCAGGCAGCCCCUCCCUGGUCCUGCCUUAUGAUGCUUUGACUGAACUUGUGAUCUUCCUGAGGCUAGCAAAAGAUACCACUACAUCAAGGCUGGGUUCCGGGAGAGUUAAUGCUCAGAGGGCCUAGGAGGCCAGGGGACAAGAAAGCGUGUGGUUGUAGUGCACUCAAAAGGGACAAUCGCUUGCAGUGGGUAGAUCUAGCGAUCUAGUUGAGAGAGAAUGAUGUUUACCCCAUAUGAAGUAUUCAAUAGCUCUACUUGUGAAUUUGUAUUUAUUUUGAGUUAUACUUGACACAGAAUUCUUUUUUU
Apodemus sylvaticus (European woodmouse) is the source of this 3264-nucleotide messenger RNA. RefSeq names its product zinc finger CCHC-type containing 24 (gene Zcchc24). Gene Ontology annotation, molecular function: nucleic acid binding; zinc ion binding. The coding region runs from base 202 to 927 and encodes 241 amino acids. The record is from RefSeq and is a predicted model, not a curated record. The transcript is spliced from 4 exons. Lineage: Eukaryota; Metazoa; Chordata; Mammalia; Rodentia; Muridae.